Molecule: messenger RNA, 4842 nt
Organism: Ostrea edulis (European flat oyster)
Lineage: Eukaryota; Metazoa; Mollusca; Bivalvia; Ostreida; Ostreidae
Exons: 6
Coding region: 2251-3537 (428 amino acids)
Source: RefSeq, a predicted model, not a curated record
AGGCAUUUUGGGAAUUCAGUGUAAGAACAUUGCUUUAUAGCUUUGCUAUGUUCAUUAUUUCACUAUACUCUCUCUCUAUCUCUGUCUUUCUCCCUAUAUAUAUAUAUAUAUAUAUAUAUAUAUAUAUAUAUAUCCAAAUGUGAAAAAUUGCCUCUGUGUCUGGUAAUCAAUAGGUAAUAUAAAUAUAUAUAUAUGAUAAAAAAAAAAAAACCUUUGAUAUCUUAAAUAUUUUAAAAUGCUUUCAAAUAAACACAAUUUGAUAAGUUAAUACUGUACUUGCAAUUGCUAAUUAGUAUUCAUUUGAUAGCAUUGAAUCUUUUAAAAAGUAUUUAAAAUAAAGCCUUUGGUGAGUGAUUUUUUGUUUAAUUGUAUUCAUAUAUGAAUCUCUGAUUAUAAUUUCAACCAUAACCCCCCAAAAAGAAGAAAGAAAUAAUUUAUAUAUCACAACUUAUACCCAUGUCCAGAACAGAAUUUUUUGUUUGGCUUUGGAUUUUUAAAUUCUCUUUAAUAUAUUUUGAAAUGGGUAAAGGAAUGGUAUAUAUUUCAUUUAUCAAACUGCCAAUGGCUUAUUGAGGCUGUGUGAACCAUUAGUUGGGGGAAUCUGUUUUAUAUUCCUAGAUAAAUGGACAAUGUGAUUAGUGUCUGUAUUCCUGUAUAGAAUCUUAUGUACACCACAUUCUGCUCCUGAGGUAGCUGAAUCCCCUCACGUAGACAGAAAGUGUCAUUCAGUCAUUAGAACAGGAGUUGGUAUUACUUGAGGAGACAAUGAAAUUGUUGAUUUUAUCCAUCCCUCCUGUGUGGAAUACUCUCUGUAUCACCAGCAGAAGUGUAGCAGGAAAAUAGGAAUUGCUCGCUUAAGUCUGUCUGACACGCGUCUGUUGGGAGUCGACACUUGAACCUGCGUGAAUGAUAUAGGCAACAGGACAGUAUGUGAUGUCUUUCAUGGUCAUUUGGUGGGAGGAGAUGAAUUUUCACUUUAGCUUUAUGUAGAUUUAGUGGCAGGGUACAUUUGGGAUCACGUAAGCUUUUGAUCUGGUCUUCAUUUAGAAUCGUUGUCUCUCAUUUUGAUGUAAUAUGUAUAAACCCUAAAGGUUUAUGGAAAUCUGUAAGAGUGUCUAAGUUUAAUAGACCUCAAAUAGUAUUCAUAGCUUUUUAAAGCUACGAUAAUGAGGGAAGAAUUAGCUAUACCACUGAGUCUUAAGUCUUGGACCAAAUUCACCAAGUUGCAUGGCAGGGCAUGAGUACUUGCAUGUAAAUCAAAUCUUUAGUGCAUGUGUCUGAGUUUUCACAGUAUGAGGAGGGAAGUUUAUGUGAAAUUAUUCACAUUGAUAAUGUGCUCAUUUUAUUUAAAUUACAAAUUAAAUAUAUAAGUCAUGGUAUAGUAUUCAUUAAUUUAAAAAAAAAAAGGGUAACCAAAUUUUUAGUGAAUUGUAUCAAUGUGUUAUGUAAAUACUUUUUUUUUUUUACUAACAACAAAAUUGUAAUUAAAGAAAUUAUUAAAUUCCCAGUGAUGCAUGAUUCUCAUUUAUUUGCUUCAGUGUCUAAAAAUGUAUUUUUCAGAGGAGGGAUCUUUCAAGCAUCUUUCAAGCAAAAUUAUGCAUUAUACUGUUAUAUGUUUUACUUCAUCUAACCUCAUCUCAGUGCAAAUUUUUUACGGACGACUGCUCAUUUUAUGAAUGAAGCAAACACUUUAAAUGUCCAAGUUACGUGGGAACAUAAAUGGCAUCAUAUCAUGUAUAUUAAAAAAUGAGUCUGUACCACAGGUGAGGUUAAUGUGACUUAAAUUCCCAUUGUGAUUUUUCCAAGCUUAAAUAUUUGUCAGAGAAUCUGUCACAACAGCUUGUAUAAAAACAUAAAAAAAAACAAAAGUAAAGGAUGUUGGAGGAGUGAUUGUUUGAAAAAGUUUAAGCAACUCAAGGGUUGGCCAGGUGUGUCAAGCAUGGCUGUUUAUUUUUGUGGUCGGAAACAUGGAUAUUGAUUUAUAGGCUUGUGCUUUUUUCAUUCAUAAUUGUUAUGUGUUCGUUGCCUGAUGUGACUACUUGUUGUGGACUGGGCUAUAAGACCUCUUAACAGUCACUGACAGUUAACAUUACUGUGGCAGAUUAUACCAGUAAGUACAGGAAGGGCUUGGCCAUCGUGUUUCCUAAGAAACAAAUUUUUCUUAACUGUUUCUUGUACUUUAUCAGAAUAUAAUGACACCAUUUGUUGCAUGCACUUGAGCAGUUGUACAGUGAUUUACUCUUGAUUGACAUGGGAGUCCACUUAGAAGAAUCUACCUCCCCCAUAUCAAAACAAAUCAGCACUGAUUUGAGUGACUUUGUACGCAAUUUAACAAAUCCCAAACAGGAUUUUAGUGAGCACACUCAGGACUUUGCCACAAAGCCCACCAAUCCUGGGAACAAAAUGAGACUGAAAUCCACAGACUUAUCAAGUCAGCUGAAGGAGAAAUGUGCAAUUGAUGAAACUCCUGAGGUCAAGGACAUGAAACAAAAUUGGAGACAGCGAAUGAUGGAGCGCCGAAUUAGCCGUGCUAAAGCACAGGACUGUAACAGUCCAGCAGACUCGUUUGGGUCUACUGACUGUGAGAAAUCGUUUGACAGUUGUGUGAGUGUGUCCUCAUCCUCAGGGAACAGACCCACUUUCCAUUGUGACUCGUCGACUGAGGCUUCCGAGACCGAGUCUUAUCCUACACAGGUCUCUACAAACAAGGAACAGAGGUACACGAAGAAAGAGAAAGAUUCCAAAAAGAAGCGAUUCCGUCGCAUGAUCACACGACCCCUGAGACGCAGUCAGAGCGCAGGCUGUGAGAAAGACAUUCCGACACACUUUCUGGAGAAGAGCACAGACGAUGAAGACACUUUAGAAAGUCGGGCCUCAGAACUGACAGUCUUCAGUCAGCGUCUGAUCGGAAACAGUGGUGAGGGAGAAGAGUGUUCUGCUAGAAAACCUGUGUACAAGACCUGCUCAGCAGAUGCAGCUUUCAUGGGGACUGAUGACAACUCACAGUCUCGCCAUAAGAAGCCCAGCAAUUUAGCCAAGAAUAUGAAGAAAAAAUUCCAGUUCCUGAGACGGAGGAACACCGACACUGCGAUUGGAGGUGAAUGCCGUUCCUCGGUCUUUUUAAGACCCACGCCUGACCAGGCUCAGAAAUGGAGCAGAUCUUUUGACAAUCUGUUGAAUGAUAAAGGUGGUUUGGAACUGUUCAGAGGAUUUUUAAGGUCAGAAUUCAGUGAGGAAAAUCUAGAAUUUUGGAUUGCUUGUCAAGAAUACAAACAGUGCGAGGAUUCCCAAAUGCUUCCAACACAAAGUCAGAAAAUAUAUGGUGAAUUUGUGGCUGUUCUAGCCCCAAAAGAGAUCAAUUUGGAUUCCAAAACACGAAUGACUACUGUGACAAACUUAGAACACCCCACCAGACACACAUUUGAAGAUGCACAGAAAAGAAUUCAGGCUUUGAUGGAAAAAGACUCUUACCCACGAUUCCUUGAAUCAGACUUAUAUCAACAGUUAUUAAACAACACGUCCAGUUCUAAAGCUUGAAUCUACAGUUAUGGAACAAUUAGAUGUCAAGUUCCAGGACUUGAAUCGGACUUGUACCAAAGCUUGAAGGAAUUUUUCAAGUCAGCUGUUGCUUGUUCAAAAAUAUUAACUCCUGUGAUCUCAGAUUCUAGUCAAAAGCUUUCAGGCAUGUAUAUAGAUAAAUUUGUUUUUGAUAUUUGUAUGCCCAUGACCUCUGUUUGUUACAAACAGAAUAUAGUUGUUAUGAUUACAAUGUUAAUCGUCUCAUACUUCAUUACAUUGUUACAAUGUUUCAAAUUUCAUGGACAUUUUUAUAAAAAUAUUUGUUAGUUUCUUGCUAUGCCUGUCAGAGGGAUAAUUUCUGAAGUAUAUUUCAUGAUGUGCUAAUCAGUACUAUUUAUGGGAAAUUUUUGCAGAAACUUUUUCACAAAGACCCAAACUUAUUUUCCUUAUAACAGUAAAUGUAUUUUUAUACACAGUUGCAGAACUAUAGCACUCUAGGGGAAAAUGGGUAAAUUCCAUUUGUUUUCCCCUCAGAGAGCUACCGUGCUGCAAACUUAGGAAUUUUCACAUUUAUAACAGCUACCAAUAUAAAAUGCCAAAAUCAAAGCACAAAUUGAAUGAUGUCAACUAAAUGUCAUUUUUAACUAUGCUACAGACUGUAUGUUGUAUAAUAUCAGAUGUUUUUCAGUCUAUGUCUGCAAUAUCAAGUUGUGCUAAUUGACCUACCUGACAGCAGUAAGUAACUGAGGUGACUGAUGAGGGAAAUCUGUUUCUACUAAUGACUUUUUUUCCCCAUCACCUGCAAGGUACUUAAAUCUUGAGACAAACAAAGUUAUAAAGAGUGAUACGACUGAUGUUGUGAUCCAGUCCGCUGUUAUCAGCAACUGGUGAGUCAGUUACUCAGAUUUUAUGCAUUAUUUCAGUAGAAAGCUAUUAAGAGCCAUGCGGAGUUACUGUGUCAUUGUCAUUUUAAACAUAAAUUCAAAUGAACAUGCAACGAUUAUGCAGAAAUCAUGGAAUAUUUCCAUAUUUGGAUAUAUAAUGGAAUAAUUGACGUGAUUUCUGCAGUUUGUUAACUAUGUUGUAUCUGCAGGAGUCCUGGACAAUCACUGUUUUUUCCAAAUGAAGUUGGAUAAUAACUCCUGCUCUUGGUGAGCAGCAUUAUGUGCAAUGUCAAGUUUGAAAUUGUAUUUUCCUAUUUUAUAGAUCAUAAUACCUGUUGUCAAUUUGUUCCAACUAUGUAAUCCAGUUUUUCCACUUACCCUUUUUGAAAAUUUGUUUUUACUACAGUUUUUAAUAUAAUAAAAAAAAAAAAUACAAAAA